Messenger RNA from Closterium sp. Yama58-4, 735 nucleotides. The record is from the annotation of a GenBank genome assembly. Lineage: Eukaryota; Viridiplantae; Streptophyta; Zygnematophyceae; Desmidiales; Closteriaceae.
AUGGAAGGCCUGCCGGCCGACGAUGAUUCUCCUCAGGCUCUCCAUGAUGAGCCUCCUUUACCCGCGAAACCCACGGAACACAUCCUGCCGGAGAAAGCAACAGAUGCCCCCCGCUCUGGGCUCGAUUUUCUUAGAACCAGUGGUGCUCCAGUAACACCAGAUGCACCUAGUAAGGAUCCCCCACCGCCCUCGCCUAGUCCCCCUCCUAGCACAGUCCGGGUGUCCCUUGGUCCUCUGUCAGCUUCUUCCACUCCCAAGCGAGCGCGAUCUGGGAAGUGGUCGCAGAAGAUUGCGAAGAGCAUUGAGUCCACCACGGGGGAUCUAAAGGAGUGGUACUUGUCUAACAACAAGCCGUUUGGAGGCGAGGUCAAGAGCUGGCUGGUCAAUUUUCUCAAGGUCCACAAGGAGGGUGGAGGCAAGCAGUUGUGCCGCCGAUUCGCCUGGGAUUGCGUGGACAACCUCAACAACCGUCUGGAGGACCUGGGGAAGCUGGGGCCGACGAAGCUGUUCCGGGCGGGGAAGUGGCCGAAGAUCAAGGCUCAGCGAGAGGAAAAGUGCCGUGAGUGGCUGCUCGGAUGCAGCAAGCUUUUCCGCAACAAGCUGCCUGGAUUCGACAUCAAGGCAGCUGAGAGGGAGCUCCCGACAUUCUGUGCGAUUAUGGAGACACACCACGAGCUGGAGAGCUUCUCGCAGGGGCUGUCCAACUUUCUCGGGUAUGCAGACUCCAAGAGGUAA